AAGUAAACGUCAAUUGAAUUACUAUUGCAUUGAAAUAAAGAAAUAUUUGUCAACAAAAACACAACACUUUGUGUCACAAAACGGAUCCAUUGAAGUGAUAGACGAGAGUCUCAUUGAAAGCCAAACUAUUUGUAUUGUGUUGUAUCGAGUGUUGGAUCAGUUGAAGCAAUGGUGAGCACAGGCGUGAACUAUACGAAACUGAAGACCAAUCUUCGGCUGUCUAUCAAUCGGUUGAAACUUCUGGAGAAGAAGAAGACAGAGUUGGCACAGAAGUCGCGCAAAGAGAUCGGCGAAUACAUCGUGUCCUCGAAGUACGAGAGGGCGAAGAUCAGAGUCGAGCACAUCAUUCGCGAAGACUAUAUCGUGGAGGCCAUGGAGUUGGUGGAGAUGUACUGCGACCUCCUAUUGGCUCGUUUUGGUCUCAUUCAGCAGAUGAAGACUCUGGACGACGGGCUCUCCGAAGCCAUUUCGUCGCUCAUUUGGGUCGCGCCUCGCCUUCAGACCGACGUCCAGGAGUUGAAGACCAUUUCGGAUCUGUUGACCUAUAAGUACGGCAAACCGUACGCUCAGGCGUGUCGUGAGAACGCCCUCAAGACUGUCAACGAGAAGCUGAUGAUCAAAAUGGGAGUUCAGGCGCCGCCCAAGAUAUUGGUCGAGAAGUACUUAAUUGAGAUCGCCAAAAGUCAGAACAUAUCCUACGAACCCGACGCCGAUGUCCUCAGAGAGGAUGAGGUUUAUUGUGCCGAAGAGGCCACGAGUGGAUACCGUCCUCAAGGCAAUUGUCUCAUUGAUUUGGGCAACUCUAUGGAUAAUCGUAACAAUGGUUUCCCUCCGAGUGGUCCCUCCGGUGGUGGAGGAGGAGGUGGUGGAGGAAUGGGUGCAUAUGGUGGAGGAUUGCCUCCAUUGCCUUCUGUGCCUCCGAGCGCUCCGUACCCGACGGCGCCCAACACUAAGCCGAUUGGCUUCAACUUCAACAAUAUGCCAGAGCCGAGCGCAUCCAUGCCAUCGGGUCCUCCGCCUCAUUACGACUCAGUGAUGCCCUCAACAGAUGAUAAGCCAAUGGACUCUAAGCCCAAAGCACUUCCGCGAGGAAAUGCCGCUCCAAAGCCGAAUCCAAACAUCAAUUUAAACGAUUCGUUCCCCGAAUUGCCUUCAGUGCCGACGGGAGGUCUGCCCGACAUUCCGACCAAUGAUCCCAAAGACGAUGGCAUCGAUUUCGACGAUUUGUCCAAAAGAUUUGAAGAUUUAAAGAAAAGAAAGUGAAAUGUUUUGUUAAUUUUGUAAUAAG
This is a messenger RNA of Medioppia subpectinata, 1288 nucleotides long. The record is from the annotation of a GenBank genome assembly. NCBI's taxonomy places the organism in Eukaryota, Metazoa, Arthropoda, Arachnida, Sarcoptiformes, Oppiidae.